AUGCACGAAUGUCGUGAUAGUCGUGAUGAUCAUUUUGCGCACUGUCGUAUUCGCAUGCCUGGAAAUGCGUUUCCAGGAUAUGGAGGUCGCUCUCAGUUCGAUGACAAUUUCCAAGGUGACGAGGACACAGAUGAAGCAAUUCUGCAGCAUCUUCAGAACCUUGACCGCGCAAUGGGAGAACGUAUGGAUUUUAUGAAGAGGAGUGUACACAACAGUCUCUGCCAUGCUGAGAGCGUUGGAAUGUUUAACAGAGUUUUUACAGAGCAAAUCCAGUCGAGGGCUGAAAGAAACGGCAUUCAGUCGGCCUCUGAGACAGGGGAAGAGUUAAUUGACGAAGACGCACCUCAUCAGGAAGCUAUUUGGUUUAGCGAAUACGAGAAACGGCAUACUCUGUUGAAAAAUAGUGCAAUGGUUAACACUGUUCCAGAACCUUCUCCUUCUAAGCAUGGUUCUUCAUCUACCGCCAAUGUCAAUGAUGGCAGUGCAUUUCACGAAGCUUUCAACAAUCCGAUAGUUUUACCUCCUUCAUUUCAGCAAGACAUUCCUGCAACCGAUGCAGACAAGGAAGUAGAUGUUGACACAUUGAUUCAAAGUACACGCUGA
Molecule: messenger RNA, 603 nt
Organism: Desarmillaria tabescens
Lineage: Eukaryota; Fungi; Basidiomycota; Agaricomycetes; Agaricales; Physalacriaceae
Exons: 1
Coding region: 1-603 (200 amino acids)
Source: RefSeq, a predicted model, not a curated record